This is a messenger RNA of Podospora anserina S mat+, 273 nucleotides long. RefSeq lists its product as uncharacterized. The record is from RefSeq and is a predicted model, not a curated record. The transcript has 2 exons. NCBI's taxonomy places the organism in Eukaryota, Fungi, Ascomycota, Sordariomycetes, Sordariales, Podosporaceae. The coding region runs from base 1 to 273 and encodes 90 amino acids.
AUGCUGCCGAGACUAUCCGGAACGACGGCGAUGUUAGCAAGGCUGAUCCCUUUGGCAUUCGUAUGUCAGCACAGAAAGAGAUUGAGGAGCAACCUCUUCAUGCGAAACCUCGUUCCCACUGCGGGUACCAUUCUCAUUGAUGGCCAAGAUAUUACGAAGAUUGAAAAGGAUUCAGAGGAAAUGUAUGAGGCCUGUCGAAAGGCAGGAAUUCACGACACUAUCAUGGCUCGGGAGGAUAGGUAUGAGACGUCCAUGGGUGAUAACGGACAGUAG